Molecule: messenger RNA, 2665 nt
Organism: Salvelinus sp. IW2-2015
Lineage: Eukaryota; Metazoa; Chordata; Actinopteri; Salmoniformes; Salmonidae
Source: RefSeq, a predicted model, not a curated record
AUAUACGUGUCAAAAACGAAACUUGACGUUAAUAAAUGCAUUUCUAUAGCUUCCAAAAUCUUUUUGAGAACGCAGGAGGAGAACCAAGAUGGCUGCGUGGUGGAAUCAGUAUUCCAAUGUUUUUAUACAUCAUUGCAUGCAUGCCACACAGUUGAGUCCGAAGAAUGAAGGAAUUGGCAGAGAGUGGGUGGUGUGCAGAUUUUUUUACACGAGACUGAAAAGUUUUGUUUUGCUUAUUCAUUCAUGCAAAUGUGACCUGACCGUCUGCAGAAAAGUUCCCUUUGGUAGACCAGUCUAUUGGACGUCACUGCUACGGCUCCACGAAGUCGCAUGUCCGGCGAGCACGAGACAGUCCAGAGUCAUGUCGUGUGAGAAGGGCGACGGAGACCCCAUGGAGGAUCCCCUCUUCAUCCUGGAGAGUGGCGAGGUGUACAGGAACCCCACAGAGGUCAAGAUGAGCCAAAUCGUGAUGCCCUGCCACGCCAACCACUGUGGAGAGCUCAGCGUAGGACAGCUGCUCAAGUGGAUGGACUCCACAGCCUGCCUGUCUGCUGAAAGACACGCUGGGUCUCCCUGUAUUACUGCCUCUGUUGACGACAUCCACUUUGAGCACACUAUAGGAGUCGGACAGGUUGUUAACAUCAAGGCAAAAGUGAACAGAGCCUUCACAUCCAGCAUGGAGGUGGGCAUCACGGUAAACUGUGAGGACCUGUUCAGUAGCUGCCAGUGGAACGUGUGCAAUGCCUUUGCCACCUUUGUGGCRCGACGCACCGAGGAGGGGAAGGUGAGGGCUGAAGAGCGAGGGGGCACCCAUCUUGGUUUGACAGUGUUGGACGUAUCAACCACAUCAAUAUGUCAUGCWUCAAUAGGAGGACACACACACAGUGUUGGGGUGUGUGUGUGUGUGUGUGCRCGCACGCAGGUGCAGCUGAAGCAGGUGAUUCCACGGACGCAGACCGAGCAGAUGGAGUACAGCAUCGCUGCAGAGAGGAGGAGGAUGAGACUGACUCAUGCUGAGAUCAUCACAGACCUACUGAGCAGCAACACAGCUCAACUAGGAGAGUGUCAGGAAUACCAGGGUGCGGUGUCAGCAGAGCGAACACGGGUGGAGAGCGUGGAGUUGGUGCUGCCUCCCCAUGCCAACCACCAGGUCAGCACCUUCGGGGGUCAGAUCAUGGCCUGGAUGGAGAACGUUGCCACCAUCGCAGCAUGUCGUCUGUGUAAUGCUCACCCCACUCUGAGGACCAUAGACAUGUUCCACUUCCGGGGCCCGUCUCACAUCGGUGACCGGCUGGUGCUAAAGGCCAUUGUUAACAAUGCCUUCAAACACAGUAUGGAGGUGGGUGUAUGUGCAGAGGCCUACCAGGGUGCGGGUGCGUUGCGGCACAUCAACAGCGCCUUCAUGACCUUUGAGGUGCUGGACAAGGACAGGAAGCCACGUACAUUACCCCGGAUACGACCCGAACCUGUGGAUGGGAAGAGGCGCUAUCAGGAGGCUAUUGCUAGGAAGAAGAUCCGUCUGGAUAGAAAGUACAUAAUCUCCUGCAAGCAAACGGAGGUUCCUCUGUCUGUGCCCUGGGACAUCAGCAACCAGAUGUAUCUCAGCUACAACAAUGUGUCUGCACUGAAAAUAAUGGCUGCUCGAAGCAACUGGAUGUUAAGCUCUGAGAAAAAUAAGGUCAGUCUGUACACGCUGGAGGAGAACCAGAUACUGUGUUUUAAGGUGGAGACUCAUGUCACUGUCCCUGCUGAACAGGCAUUCCAUCUGCUCUCAGAUCUGCGCAGGAGACAUGAGUGGGACAGGCAUUACCAAAAAUGUGAUGUGAUCAUCCAGGCAGAUGAGGAUGACACUAUCUACCGCGUGGCCACUCCGUGUGUCAGUAAGGGGGGGAAGGGCCAGGACUUCAUCCUCCUGGCCUCUAGGAGGAAGCCCUGUGACUCCAGGGACCCGUACCUGAUUGCCCUGCGCUCUGUCACCCUGCCGACCCACCCUGCCACUGAGGACUACACCCGGGGGGAGGUGCUCUGUGCCGGCUUCAGUAUCUGGGAGGAGUCCAACGCUGUCACCAAGAUCUCCUACUACAACCAAGCCACGCCAGGAGUCCUCCCUUACAUCUCCAACGACAUUGCAGGCCUUUCCUCAAGCUUCUACGGCACCUUCCACUCCUGCAACAAGUACCUGGAGGAGAACAGAGACAGCCUGGCCGUCCUGCCCCCCUCUGACCUGUGACCGAAUGGUUUCCUCAUGCUGGCCCAGCACCUCCUACCCUAUCCACCCCUCUCCUCCUUAGGAGAUCUAGGAGAUAGUUCUGGGAUACCCCCCUCUCGACUUCAACUGCCAAGGAAAUCAGGACUUAUGCAUUUCUAAAAUGUGGGAUUUUCAAAUGUGGGAUUAGUCAAAGGACUUUUUGUUGUUACUACUGUUACUGUCUUUGAUGUGAUAUUCCAGUGUACAUUUUCUACAGUACAAGUUACUUACUUAUUGCAGUUGUGCUCUGUAUUAAAUGUUAGAUCUUAUCUGGGCAUUAAAACAGUUAGUAGCCCUAUGAACAUGAGAAGUAUGCAAAUUAGUUUGUUAUGCUGCAGUUAGGCUCCCAAGUGGCGCAGCAGUCUAAGGCACUGCAUCUCAGUGCAAGAGGCAUCACUAGAGUCCCUGGUUUGAAUC